Molecule: messenger RNA, 1010 nt
Organism: Cynara cardunculus var. scolymus (artichoke)
Lineage: Eukaryota; Viridiplantae; Streptophyta; Magnoliopsida; Asterales; Asteraceae
Product: ras-related protein RABA4d-like
Exons: 2
Coding region: 262-921 (219 amino acids)
Cellular component (GO): endosome
Molecular function (GO): GTP binding; GTPase activity
Source: RefSeq, a predicted model, not a curated record
CGCCAUGCCCAAAUUCCCACAAACCCUAACCCUGGAUCGCAUUUCUAACUUGUAAUUCUUCACAUUUCUUGGAAUGAUAUCCAUCACAUAUGACCGAUUUCAUCUUCAUCUGCGCAACAGAAUUUAAGAAAAAUCUUUUGGAUCACAGUCCAAAAGAUUUCCACAUGAUUGAUUGAAGGAAAAGAUAUUUUGAUUUCAUCAGGGGUGGCUCGAGGUCUAGGAAUUGGUUGAAUAGGUUAUUGUAUUUGACGGGGUUUGAGGAUGUCGAAUACGUAUGGAGAUUUAAAUGCAAAGAUCGAUUAUGUAUUCAAGGUUGUAUUGAUCGGAGACUCGGCUGUUGGAAAAUCUCAGCUCCUUGCGCGUUUUACCAAGAAUGAAUUUAGUGUCGAUUCAAAAGCUACGAUCGGGGUUGAAUUUCAGACUAAAUCUAUGCUUAUUGAUCAGAAGAUGGUGAAGGCCCAGAUUUGGGAUACUGCUGGUCAAGAGAGAUACCGAGCAGUGACAAGCGCAUAUUACAGAGGAGCAGUUGGUGCAAUGUUAGUGUAUGACAUGACGAAACGCCAGUCGUUUGAUCACAUGACCAGAUGGCUGGAAGAACUGAGGGGGCAUGCUGAUAAAAAUAUUGUCAUCAUGCUUAUCGGAAACAAAUGUGAUUUGGCAAGUCUUAGAGCAGUACCAGUUGAAGAUGCUCAAGAAUUUGCAGAAAGAGAAAAUCUAUGCUUCAUGGAGACAUCAGCACUCGAGGCCACGAAUGUUGAAAGCGCAUUUCUAACAGCUUUAACGGAAAUCUAUAGGAUUAUAAGCAAGAAAUCUCUUAGUGCUGACGGUGAUUACGAUAAAUCAGCAUCGCUGAAAGGAACCGCGAUACUUGUUCCUAACCAGGAUGCAAACACUGCUGAAAAGGGUGGAUGCUGUGGAUAGUGGACUCUCUACGUACCACCAAAUGUGGGUUGUUAGUCUUUAUUCUUUGAUCAUCAUGAUUCAUCCAUCCAGGCCAAUAUGCAAGAGCU